Messenger RNA from Aaosphaeria arxii CBS 175.79, 1584 nucleotides. RefSeq names its product pyruvate kinase. Lineage: Eukaryota; Fungi; Ascomycota; Dothideomycetes; Pleosporales. Gene Ontology annotation, biological process: glycolytic process. The transcript is spliced from 4 exons. Gene Ontology annotation, molecular function: potassium ion binding; pyruvate kinase activity; magnesium ion binding. Gene Ontology annotation, cellular component: cytoplasm. The record is from RefSeq and is a predicted model, not a curated record. The coding region runs from base 1 to 1584 and encodes 527 amino acids.
AUGGCCAACGCUCUUGACCACUUGAACGCGGGCCGCACGCGAAUUGAGUGGCUCUCGCAGCUCAACACCGAAUAUACCCCCGCGAAGGAGUACCGCCGUACUUCCAUCAUUGGCACAAUCGGCCCCAAGACCAACUCUGCAGAGAAGAUCAAUUCUCUUCGCAAAGCCGGUCUCAAUGUCGUUCGCAUGAACUUCUCUCACGGCUCUUACGAGUACCACCAGUCCGUCAUUGACAAUGCCCGCAAGGCCGAGCAGACACAGCCUGGCAGGCCCCUCGCCAUUGCUCUCGAUACCAAAGGCCCUGAGAUCCGUACCGGAAACACAGUGAACGACGAAGACAUCCCGAUCAGCGCCGGCGACAUUAUCAACAUCACCACCGACGAGGCAUAUGCCACCAAGAGCGACAACAAGAACAUGUAUGUGGACUACAAGAACAUCACCAAGGUCAUCACGGCUGGCCGUACUAUCUACGUCGAUGACGGUGUUCUGUCAUUCGAGGUGAUUGAGGUUGUCGAUGAGCAGACCGUCAAGUGCAAGUGCGUGAACAAUGGCAAGAUUUCCUCCAGGAAGGGUGUCAAUCUUCCCAAGACCGACGUCGAUCUCCCUCCUCUGUCCGAGAAGGACAAAGCAGAUCUUCGAUUCGGUGUAAAGAACAAGGUCGACAUGAUUUUUGCCUCUUUCAUCCGUCAAGGAAGCGACAUCACCGCCAUCCGCGAGGUCCUCGGCGAGGAGGGCAAGGACAUCCAGAUCAUUGCCAAGAUCGAGAACCAGCAAGGUGUCAACAAUUUCGACGCCAUUCUUAAGGAGACUGACGGUGUCAUGGUUGCCCGUGGUGAUCUUGGUAUCGAGAUUCCCCCCAGCCAGGUCUUCAUCGCCCAGAAGAUGAUGAUCACCAAGUGCAACAUUGCCGGAAAGCCCGCAAUUUGCGCGACCCAGAUGUUGGAGUCCAUGACUUACAACCCCCGUCCUACCCGUGCCGAAGUCAGUGACGUCGGUAACGCUGUUCUUGACGGCGCAGACUGCGUCAUGUUGUCUGGAGAGACGGCGAAGGGUAACUACCCCGUCGAGGCUGUGACCCUCAUGCACGAGACCUGCUUGCUCGCCGAGGUCGCUAUUCCCUAUGUCAGCGCCUUCGAUGAGCUCAGGAGGUUGGCUCCCGUCCCAUGCCCUACCACUGAGACUUGCGCCAUGGCUGCCGUCAGCGCCAGUCUCGAGCAGAAUGCUGGUGCCAUUCUGGUGUUGACCACCAGUGGAACCACCGCUCGUCUCGUUUCCAAGUACCGUCCCGUUUGCCCCAUCAUCAUGGUCACCCGCAAUGCUAUGGCCGCCCGAUACUCCCAUCUAUACCGCGGUGUAUACCCAUUCUACUUCCCCGAGGAGAAGCCCGAUUUCAACACCGCUCCCUGGCAGGAGGACGUUGACCGUCGCUUGAAGUGGGGUAUCAUGAAUGCCAUCAAGCUCGGUGUUCUCAACAAGGGCGACCCCGUCAUCUGUGUCCAAGGCUGGAGAGGCGGUAUGGGCCACACGAACACUCUUCGCAUCGUUCCUGCAACUGAGGAUCUUGGCUUGGACCAGGAGGCUUGA